GGCUUGUUCCUGAAAGCUGGUUGCUGAUUGGCUGCUGAGUGAGGAAGAGGUGUUCAGUUUAAAGCUGAGAGACAGCAGCUCUGCUCGGACCGCUCACACAGCGACACACGCUUCACUCAGAGACUAAAUGGCUUCCAGAUCAGAGGAGGAUUUCUGCUGUCCGGUCUGUCAUGAGGUCUUUAGAGAUCCUGUUGUUCUGUCAUGUAGCCACAGCUUCUGUAAAGACUGUCUGAAGAGCUGGUGGAGAGAGAAACCAACACGUGAGUGUCCAGUUUGUAAGAGAAGAUCUUCAAAGGAAGAACCACCUAUUUGUCUGGCGUUAAAGAACCUGUGUGAGUCCUUCUUACAGGACAGAGAUCAGAGAGCUUCAGAGGCUCUCUGCAGUCUGCACUCUGAGAAACUCAAACUCUUCUGUCUGGACCAUCAGCAGCCAGUGUGUGUCGUCUGCAGAGAUUCAGAAAAACACACCAACCACAGAUUCAGACCCAUCGAUGAAGCUGCACGACAACACAAGAAGGAACUUGAGGAAACUCUGAAGCCCUUAAAGGAGAAGUUAAAGGUUUGUGAAAAAGUUAAAGUGAAGUUUGAUCAAACCGCAAAACACAUUAAGGUCCAGGCCCAACACACAGAGAGGCAGAUUAAGGAGCAGUUUAAGAAGCUUCACCAGUUUCUAGAAGAGGAAGAGGAGGCCAGGAUGGCUGCUCUGAGGGAGGAAGAGGAGCAGAAGAGUCAGAUGAUGAAGGAGAAGAUGGAGGCUCUGAGCAGAGAGAUAGCAGCUCUUUCACACACAGUCAGAGCCACAGAGGAGGAGCUGAGAGCUGAAGACGUCUCAUUCCUGAACAACUACAAGGCUGCAGUGGAAAGAGUCCAGCGCUGCCCCCUGCUGGAUGAUCCACAGCUGCCCUCAGGAGCUCUGAUAGACCAGGCCAAACACAUGGGCAACCUGGCCUUCAACAUCUGGAACAACAUGAAGGAGAUGGUCUCCUACACUCCUGUCAUUCUGGAUCCAAACACUGCUGAUUCAUAUCUCAUCCUGUCUGAAGAUCUGACCAGUGUGAGAUAUGGAGGAGAGACACAGCAGCUUCCUGAUAAUCCAGAGAGGUUUAACAUCUGCUCUGUUCUGGGCUCUGAGGGCUUUAACUCAGGGACUCACAGCUGGGAUGUCGAGGUUGGAGACAAUACAUCCUGGUUACUGGGUAUGUCCUCAGAGUCGGUUCAGAGGAAGGGAAUCAUACAGUCUGGAUUAUGGACAAUAUGGUUCAAUAAUGAUAAAUACUCAGCAGGGUCACUACCAGCUUUCUCCACUGUUCUCCCAGUGAAGAAGAAGCUCCAGAGGAUCAGAGUGAAUCUGGACUGGAACAGAGGAAAUCUGUCGUUCUCUGAUCCUGAUACUAACACACGCAUACACACCUACACACACACUUUCACUGACACACUGUUUCCAUACAUUAGAACUGUGAAUAAACUCCCAAUGAAGAUUUCUCCACUGAAGGUCUCUGUGACAGUGAAUCGAUGA
This is a messenger RNA of Scomber scombrus (Atlantic mackerel), 1516 nucleotides long. RefSeq names its product nuclear factor 7, ovary-like. The record is from RefSeq and is a predicted model, not a curated record. The coding region runs from base 128 to 1516 and encodes 462 amino acids. Gene Ontology annotation, molecular function: protein binding; zinc ion binding. NCBI's taxonomy places the organism in Eukaryota, Metazoa, Chordata, Actinopteri, Scombriformes, Scombridae. The transcript has 2 exons.